Messenger RNA from Plasmodium inui San Antonio 1, 3894 nucleotides. RefSeq names its product leucyl-tRNA synthetase. Gene Ontology annotation, molecular function: leucine-tRNA ligase activity; ATP binding; aminoacyl-tRNA deacylase activity. The transcript has a single exon. Gene Ontology annotation, biological process: leucyl-tRNA aminoacylation. Bases 1 to 3894 code for a protein of 1297 amino acids. NCBI's taxonomy places the organism in Eukaryota, Apicomplexa, Aconoidasida, Haemosporida, Plasmodiidae. The record is from RefSeq and is a predicted model, not a curated record.
AUGGCUCGGCGAAUGAACCUACUGAACAUAGAAAAGAACAUCCAGAAUCUAUGGAAGGAACAUAAUGUGUACGAAAAGGAAUUCAUUGAUAACAGCGAGUCGAGAUUCACGGGUAACUUCCCCUAUCCAUAUAUGAAUGGAUUGUUACACAUAGGGCAUGGCUUCACGCUGAGCAAAUUGGAGUUCCUGGUCCGUUACAAAAAUAUGACGUGUCAGAAUGUGCUGCUGCCAUUUGCUUUCCACUGCACAGGCACGCCGAUCGUUGUGUGUGCCGACAAAUUGAAGAAGGAGUUAAAAGGAAAAGUGCUGGGAAGCUCCCCAGAAGAUAAUAAAAGCGAGAUUAACGAUGGUAACUACGUGGGCGAAGCAACCGUUGUUGCCACUCCCCAAUCGGAACAGACAGACAGAACUAAAGAAACAGAGACAACCAAACAGACAGACGCAACAGUGUUCAGGUCCAACAAAAGUAAAGUACAAUCAAAAGGAUCGAAGCAAAACACACAGUACGAAAUUAUGAAGCAGAUGGAUAUCAGCGACGAAGAAAUUCACCACUUUCAGAAUCCACAAUACUGGUGUUAUUAUUUCUCCUCCAAAGCUAAGGAGCAUCUGAAUUCUUUGGGCCUUUUCUGUGACUGGAGGAGAUCCUUCAUUACGACCAACAUGAAUCCCUACUACGACAAGUUUGUGAACUGGCAUUUCAACACGCUUUACAAGAAAAACCUAAUUUACUAUGGAAGCAGAAUCACCAUCUUCAGCCGAGUCAAUAACCAGGCCUGUGCAGAUCAUGAGAGAUCCGAAGGAGAAGGAGUCAAGUGUCAAGAAUUUACUCUCAUCAAAAUAUAUGUACAUGAUUACAAAGAGUUUUAUGAAAUUUAUUUGAAAUAUGUAAAUAGAAAUGUCUCUUCUUCCUCUUCUCCUUCUCCUUCUCCUCAAAAAGAGAGCGAUUUCUUACAAAAUAGCAUUAUGAAUGAGAAAUUUUUUAGCCAAAAGAAAAUUGUCCUUCUUGCCAGUACGUUAAAACCAGAGACAGCUUAUGGGCAAAAUUACACCUUCGUCAAUCCAAGUGAGUAUUACUAUGUCACCUUAGGGUUCAACAAACAGAGGCUGCACUAUGGGGACAAGAAUUACGUCAACAAUGUAAUGACAAGGGAAGAGAUCAUCGAUGUUUGCGAAAAUGUCUACAUAUGCUCCGAGAACAGCUUAUACAAUUUGGCUUACCAGGGAGUAAUACCGAUGCUUUCUAAGGGCUCUAGCAGGGCCCCCAAGUCGACCGUCCAGGGCAGUGGCCACUCAAACGACUUCUCCACCGAGGCGACCAGCUCUCACAGUGGCAAGGAACCACGCGGUGGAGAAGACCUCUUCCCCCACCACCUUGCCGAUCUCUUCAUCCUGAUGAAAAUCAAAGGGGAAGACCUUGUCGGGUUACGGACCUACUCAAACUUGUCCCAAAAGAAAGACUUGUACAUUCUCCCCAUGACGACCAUCAAAAUGAACAUCGCCACAGCUAUCGUCCCAUGCAUUUCCAGCGACAGUGCAGAUGACUAUGCCUGUCUACAGGAUAUAAAAAGGAAGCAGGCAUACUACUGUGAAAAGUACCACCUAAAGGAGGAAUUCCUCUAUAAUGAGAGUUGCUCUUGCAUUGAAUUGCCAAACAUUGGGAUCAACACGGGAAAGUACUUUUACGAAUUGGAGAAAAUAUCCUCAUAUAAGGAUGCCAAGCUACAGAAGGUUAAAGAGACCCUCUACAAGAAGCAAUAUUUUGAAGGCACUAUGGCGGUGGAACCAUAUCGUGGGAUGAAGAUCUACAACUGCAGGAAGUUAGUCAAGCAGUACAUAGUAAAGAAUAAUGAGGGCUUUCUGUACAGCGAACCGGAGGUUCUAGUCAUCGAUAGGAACAACGUCAAGUGCAUCGCUGCUUUGUGCAACCAAUGGUACAUAAACUACGGCAAUUUAGAUUUUAAAAAGGACGUCCUAAUUCAGAUGAGGAAGAACAACUUCCAGACGUACAACGAGGUUCUUCACAGGCAGCUGCAGCACGUCAUUUUCUGGCUUGACGACUGGUCCUGCAGCAGGGCCUAUGGGAUGGGCACACUGAUGCCCCAUUUCAAUGCGAUGCAGCAGGGGGGAAGCAGCAAAGGAACUACGAAGCAGAAUGUCGACACCCCUUCCCAACCUGACGCCGACGCCGAGAAGGAGCUUAUCGAAAGCCUCUCAGACUCGACCAUCUACAUGGCGUACUACACGAUCAGUCACUUCCUGCAGGGCAACGUGGACGGGAGUGCGCGCGGUCUCCUCGACAUCGACGCGGCGGACCUUAACGAUGCCUUCUUCGACUACGUCUUCGACAUCAGUGAUGACACGGAAAAAAUCAGCAAAAAUAUCAGUGCGGAUAAGCUACAAAGGAUGAGAAGGGAAUUCCAGUACUGGUACCCAUUCGAUGUCAGAAUAUCAGGAAAAGACUUAAUAUUUAACCAUUUGACAAUGGCUCUAUUUAACCACGUAGCUAUUUGGGGAAAAAAAACCUACAGCAACAAGCAGAAGGAGACGAAUGAUGAGAAGAGCAUCCUAGAGAGACAAGGAGAAAUACUGAGCGAAAUUGAUCAGCUUGAUCUGGAGGCACACGAAACGGUGAAAUAUUUUCCCAAAUCAUUUUUCUGUAACGGACAUGUGUUGGUAAAUAAAGAAAAAAUGUCAAAAAGUAAAGGCAAUUUUAUUACCCUACAGCAGAGUAUAAAUCUGUACACAAGUGACGGGACGAGGAUUGCACUGGCAGAUGCGGGGGAUUCCAUCGAGGACGCAAAUUUCAAUACAGAUACAGCUAACAGUGCCAUCAUGAAGCUGUACAAUUUGAUUAACUUCUCCAUCGAAACGAAGAAUAACGUAUACAUCUUUCGAUGUGGCGAGAAAACAUUUAUCGAUUCGAUAUUCGAAAAUGAAAUUAACUAUCUCACCAAUAAAUGCAAAGAGUCGUAUGAGAAGCUGCUUUUCAGGGAUGUCCUCAAGUAUGGCUUCUACGACAUGCUGCUCAAAAGGGACACUUACCGAAUUAUGUGUGACAAAAUUCAUAUGCACAAAGAGACGGUCAAUUUUUUUAUAGAAAGAAUCUGCUUAAUUAUCAAUCCCCUGAUUCCCCAUGUCACGGAGCAUAUUUGGACAUACAUCUUAAAGAAGGAAGAUUUUCUAGUCAACCAAAAGUGGCCGUCCUCCGACAACAUCAGCUACUCAAUCGUCAUGCACAAGCAGUACAAUAACCUCCUCAAUGUUGUUGAGAUUUUUAGGAAGUCCUACGAUAAGGUCAUCAACAAGAAUAACAAGCAGAAGGCGACCAAAGGUAGUGGAAGUGGUAGCGGAGGCGGUAAUGGAAGCGGGGCGAAGCGCGCGCCAGACGAGGGAGGGGCAGCCAACCGGGGAGGACCAUCUGACGAACAGAAGGAAGAAGCGUACAAGGAGGAGGACGACGAGGGAACGAAAUUUAAAGCCAUCGUCUACGUUGCGAGGGAGUAUAACGAUACGCAAAAAAAAAUCAUCGAAAUACUUAACCGAAUUAUUAACAACAGUGAGGAUAAGAAGCUACCCACUAACUAUAUCAACCUGCUGGUACAAAACGACUAUGUGAAUAAGUUGCCAAAAAAUGAGAAGAAGGAAAUCCUAAGCUUCGCCACCUUCCUAGUCAAGGACAACGUCACACUCAACAACAACCAGUACGAGCUAAGCCUCCCCUAUGACGAAAUACAACUCAUAAAGAAUAACGUCGAAUUUAUUCGGAGGAGCCUAAACCUUGGCGACAUUCACAUCAUGGAAAAUACCAAUAAAUCCCCGAUUGACGAUACAGACAUUUAUAAGUUAGCCAACCCGGGAAACCCGUCCAUUUUUAUGUACACCACGGAGUCCUGA